This is a messenger RNA of Trichomonas vaginalis G3, 945 nucleotides long. RefSeq names its product phosphatidylinositol-3,5-bisphosphate binding. The transcript has a single exon. Gene Ontology annotation, biological process: protein lipidation; autophagy of mitochondrion; nucleophagy. NCBI's taxonomy places the organism in Eukaryota, Parabasalia, Trichomonadida, Trichomonadidae. Gene Ontology annotation, cellular component: cytosol; extrinsic component of membrane; phagophore assembly site membrane. Gene Ontology annotation, molecular function: phosphatidylinositol-3-phosphate binding; phosphatidylinositol-3,5-bisphosphate binding; protein binding. The record is from RefSeq and is a predicted model, not a curated record. The coding region runs from base 1 to 945 and encodes 314 amino acids.
AUGGAAUCUAUGACAACAUGCAUCAAGUUUUCAAGUGAUGGAAAUGCGAUUGCAGUUGGCCUUCCACACUCAGCAAAUGUCUAUAGUACUAAUCCAUUAAAGAGAAUCUAUAGUAAAGAAUUUGUCAAUUUUACAAUUAGUAACAUUGCAUACUCAACAGAAAACAAUAUAUGUGCUGUUUCAUGCUAUCCUAUGGUUGGUGAUAAAUUAAAACGAAAAAUUUAUUUAAUUAACAUACAAACAGGAGCUGUUGACGAAAAACUCGAAUUUUACGAUGAAAUUACGAAUAUCAUAAUACUAAAGGACUAUAUUCUUAUUAUAUUAACCAAAAUGAUCUGCCUGUAUGAUUUAAACCUCAAUUCUCCGAAAUUUAAUACAAUUACAAGCCAAAAUACAAACGGAGCAGGGGAUAUUAUUGUUACUGAACAAGCUCAGAAAAUGGCUAUUUGUGGAUUGAAAGACGGAGAUAUGAAAAUUAUGACGAUUCAAAAAGAACAAGAUCCUAUUAUUGUCAAAGCGCAUCAACACCCAAUUACAAAUAUUAAAUUUAACAAAGAUGCUACAUAUAUUAUUACUUCUGGCCAAACCGGAACGAUAAUUCAUCUUUUUGACGCCAAUACAGGAUCAUUACUUGGUCUUUAUCGUCGUGGAACUCUUCCACAAAACAUUCUUUCCAUUGCUUUUGCUUCUGAUAGCAGUAGAAUUGCAGCUUUGAGUGCUUCAGGAACCUUGCACAUGUUUGACGCUUCUGUGAGGAUAACUGAUCCUAUGGAAAGUCCUCGUGCAGUUGCAACUUUAAAGCUUGAUCAAUGUCAGCAAGCGAAAAUAUUAUUCAAUCAUGAUCAACUGUUUGUUCUGUUUUCGACAGGGCAUAUGUAUAUUUUUAAGUCCACCCAUGAGAAUAUUCUAGAAUACUCUUCCAAAGUGUUUGUAUUAGCUCAUUAA